AUGUCGCAGCAAAUCACCGGCGGUGGUAAUAGUAUCCCUCUGAGUGAAGUUUAUUGGUCUCUCGUUAACAAAGCCGACAAAAAAUUCUCCAAGAUCAGAGACUUGCCUUUCUAUGAACGCAGCAGGUAUGAGAACUAUUUCUUCAAGGUAUUCAAGGUAUACACACAACUAUGGAAGUUUCAGCAAGAGAAUCGGCAGAAGCUUGUAGAAGCUGGACUUAAGAGAUGGGAGAUUGGAGAAAUCGCGUCUCGUAUUGCGCAGCUUUACUAUGGACAUUAUAUGCGAACGAGUGAUGCGGGUUACUUGUCCGAGUCCUAUGUAUUCUACGAAGCAAUAUUGACUAGAGAGUACUUCAAAGAAGGGCUGUCUCAGGAUCUCAAUAUUGCAAACAAACAGCUACGGUUUCUUGCUAGGUUUCUUAUGGUGUGUUUGGUCUUAGGCCGUCGAGAGAUGGUGCAUCAACUCGUUGAGCAGUUUAAACGGUUGAUAGAUGAAUGCAAGAGGACAUUUCAGGAAACUGAUUUUAAAGAAUGGAAGGUGGUGGCGCAGGAAAUAGUUAGAUUUCUGAAAUCUGACACUGCUUUUAUGAACAUCAGGCCUCUAAGAUACAGUCUUGUGUUGGAUCCUAAUCUGGAUGUUGGUACACCUCGUGCAAGUAGGUCUUUAAGGUUGACGGAUGCAAUCUUGAGCAGUUAUCACUACAAUGAGGUCAAGUAUUCGGAGCUCACGCUUGAUUCGUUCAGGAUGCUUCAAUGCUUAGAGUGGGAACCGAGUGGUUCAUUAUAUCAGUCAACUGGUGCUAAAAUUGGUCAGAACGCUCCCACUGGAGUUACUCGUAUAAACUCCCAGAACAUGACUGAUCCUACUUUGCCCCCUAACCCUCGCAAAGCUGUCCUUUAUCGUCCAUCCAUAACACAUUUCUUGGCGGUUUUGGCCACCAUUUGUGAGGAGCUUCCUUCGAAUGGCGUACUUUUACUAUAUCUGUCUGCUUCUGGAAAGGUUGGACAGACUUCAUUAUCUCCCUUGAGUGCCAGAAGUGUAACCAGCAUUGAGGAGAAUAUUUUGAGAGACUUUGAAUCUCACACAAUCAAACAAGAGAGAGACCCAUCUGGUGACACACCUGGUCUGUCUUUGAGGCAAAUCAGUGAGGACGCAGUCAGUACACCAAGUGGUUUGUCUUUUGGCAGUCAUGGGCUCUCAGGAUCAAGCUGCAUCUAUCCCUCUGAUUUAGUCCCAUUCACAAGGAAACCUCUUUUCAUAAUCAUUGACAGUGAUAGCAGCACAGUUUUUAGGAAUAUAUGUGGAGCGGAGAAAGGAGAACCAGCCGCAUUACUUCUGUCUCCAUCACAUACUCCUCCGCUUAUCUCUGUUGAUUUCUCUCGACAACCCAGUGGUAGCCUUUUCACCAUUUUUCUCACUGCACCAGUCCAAGCGUUUUGCUUGCUAAUUGGGAUUAAUGGCUCCGAUAUGGAAACGGAUAUUUUUCUUAAGGCCGAGAAGCUUCUUUCCUCGUUUAUGAACGAAUGGGCUUCAACUUUGGCAGCAUCAGAUACCCUUCACCCUGUGUGGUCACAGAUACUAAAAGAUCCCUUCUUGAGAAGACUUCUCUUAAGAUUCAUAUUCUGCCGGGCUGUCUUGGCGCUGUACACUCCAGUCUUCAAUAACCAACAAAAUCAGCCAGAGUGCUUUCCAUCUCUCCCGGAAUCGCUAGUACCAACUGCUCCUGCCGUUCAAUCUGCUGUGCUUCAGAUGGCCAGUGUAUUUGGGGCUACAAGUAAAUUUACUUUACCUCAAGAUAUCACAAUGCUCUAA
Messenger RNA from Arabis nemorensis, 1812 nucleotides. The record is from the annotation of a GenBank genome assembly. NCBI's taxonomy places the organism in Eukaryota, Viridiplantae, Streptophyta, Magnoliopsida, Brassicales, Brassicaceae.